Molecule: messenger RNA, 631 nt
Organism: Mya arenaria
Lineage: Eukaryota; Metazoa; Mollusca; Bivalvia; Myida; Myidae
Exons: 5
Coding region: 94-567 (157 amino acids)
Source: RefSeq, a predicted model, not a curated record
AUAUAUAUCCUGUUUAAAUUGAUGUGAAUCUGUUUUACUACGCAUGAAAAAACGUUUACCUUACAUAAGUGAAAACAACUAUUCUAAUUGUGAAUGCUGAGAAUGAAGAGUUUUGGAAUUUUAAUCGCUCUCUUGGUAGUCGUUGAGGAGACUCGGGGUGGAGUUCCCCAUGGGUCCCACGGACUUAACAGAUAUGGACGUCCAGUGAUACCGUGCAGCAGCUCGAGCGAGUGCCCCGACAAUUCGUGCUGUAGGAACGCGGACGGACAUCUGGUCAAUGGGGAGGGACAGGAAUUGUGGGGCGGCCUGGAGCUCGGAUUGGAGAACGGGACGUGCAGUAGGGCCGUUAGCGGGCCGGGAGCUGUGUGCACAGAACGGUGUGGAUGUCAGAAAGGUUACACGUGUUAUCGAACCGUAACAGGAUUCUGCUGCCCACCAACGACAUGCUGGGAGGCGGAGAAGGCCCGGAUUGACAGAGAAUACUGGCAAAAUUGCUCUAAGGACCCGGACUGCCAUUUUCCGCCAUCCGUGAACCCCGGUGGUCAAGGGAUUGGCGGUCUGAAGUGAAUAUGGGAGAAAACUGAUUUUCUUUUGCCGAUAUAGAAGGAAAAAAUACAUAAUAAAAGUGUUA